GGCCAGAUGGAGCUGUGUUUGUUUUGAAGUAGCUAACUGCUGAGAGUAGACAGACUGUCGGCUCUGGUGUGUGUGUGUGUGUGUGUGUGAGGGGGAAAAAACACACACAACACCCAGUGUGGAUAACAACGGGACAGCAAACUAACGUUUUACUGUUUAUGUGGACUGGCCCCUCUGUUGAAGCUGCUCUUAGUGUGGAGGCACUCUAUGCAAGCUCAAGGUCAGGAAGAACCAACCACCAGCCCCAGGGAACUGUCCCAUCUGGAUCGAGGCACCCGCGUAAUCAGGCGGGCACGAGUUUCCCCUGUCCUGUCUCCUCGCCUGCGCGAAUCCGCACCAUGGAGGACUGCAGGACCCUGAAGAGGAUGCGAGGCCCGGGCCGCUGUUAACACCUCCCACGACGGCCGUCGGUUCUCCCAGCCUGAUCCUGUGACACAGACGAGGGGAAUGGGCCCUGCCUCGCUGCAGGAGGAGAGAGAGCCGGGGAAAGAGUCCAAGGAGGAGAUGGAGAGCUACCACUGCCUUCUGCAGGCUGGCUUCCAGCUAGAAAGCACUCUGCAGCAGGUGACUGUCCCUGUGAGCCUGAAGGAGGUUGGGGGCUAUAUAGAAAAACAGGUGGCGUACCUGUCAGGCGGCCGUGGGGAAGACUCCAGCGUCAUAAUCACCCUCCCAGAAUGCUCAGCUUUCAGCGACAUUCCAGAGGAAGCUUUAGCCAAAGUCUUCACGUACCUCACCCUCAUCCCACGAACGAGGCAACCAGGAGUCAAAUUUAUCAUCAUUUUAGACAGACGACUGGACACAUGGGCCUCUAUCAAAACAGCACUUUCCAGAAUAGCAGCUUCCUUUCCUGGGAACCUCCACCUGGUCUUGGUGCUCCGACCCACUAGCUUCUUCCACCGUACUGUCACUGACCUUGGCUUCCGCUUCAGCCAGGAGGACUUCAUGCUCAAGAUGCCAGUGGUGAUGCUGAGCUCCGUCACAGACCUGCUGCGCUACAUCGAUGAGAACCAGCUGACGUCGGAGUUCGGAGGCACGUUGGACUACUGCCACAGCGACUGGAUUGUUUUACGAACGGCUAUUGAAAGUUUUGCUGUAACAGUCAAAGACAUCGCACAGAUGCUGCAGAGCUUUGGCACUGAACUGGCAGAGACGGACUUGCCCGAUGAAGGGAAGACCAUUGAGUAUCUCCUCGAGUCUCACACGGACAAGUACAGGAAACUCAAGGAAGCAAUCAGGUCGGUGUCGAAGGAGGGCCGUCAUCUUCUCUCCAGCCUGGAGGCCACUGGGAAGGAGGAUGACUCCCAGUGGGACGUGAAGCUGGACUGGGAGACGGUGCAAAGGCUUCUUGUUCAGCUCAGAGACAUGGAGUCGGCGUUUGAUGGCUUCUUCGAGAAGCACCAUCUGAAGCUUCAUCAGUACCUGCAGUUGAUCAGAUAUGAGCAAAGCUUUCAGGAGACGGAGUUAUGUCUGGAGCAUCUCAUGACUCAGGAGAGGGAGCUGUCUGUGUCUGUGAACACACUGGCUCAAACAGAACAGGCUCUCAAAAGGCUAGACAGUCUGGAGUCAAAUGCACAGGAGGUGAUGUCUCGAGCCCAGAUCAUCAUCCUUCACGGACACCAGCUGUCAGCCGGUCACCACUACGCCAUGGCUCUCAUUAUGCAGCGCUGCAAUGAACUUCGCCACUACUGUGAUACGCUCUCUGCUGCUCUUAAGACCAAACACUCUCUUCUUCUGCAAACACACCAGCUGCUGCUUUGUCUUGGGCAGGCCCAAACGUGGUGUGACGAUGGCGCAUAUUUGUUGGCCAAUCAGCUGGUAGAUAGGUUUCAGUCUAAGGAAGGGGCCCAGGCUGCUUUGAGAGACAUUGAGAAGUUUUUGGAUGCAGCGCCAUCUAUGCUAAGCUCAGGACUUGACAUCCUGGCCAUGGAGUAUGAGGCUGUCAUCACGCCUCAGCUUCAGGCCCAGAUUGGGCAAACAUUUGACAAGCACGCGACAGUACAACAGAUGAUCCAGAACAGACAAGCCUGUCUAAGGAAGCUGGCUGAUAAGUAUGUACGGCCGGUCCAACUGGUGGCCCCAAGGCCUGAAAACCCCCCACGCUCCAAGUCACCGCUCUUCUCCCCAAAGCAUGGUGAUGGUUUGAAGUUUACAUUUGAUCUUUCUCUGCCGGGCAAGAGAGCAUCACGAAAGAGUCCCAAUCCCAACCCUAGAAAAAUAGAAGUGAUUCAUGACUACCAGGAGAGCCGGAGCUGUGUGUCGUACAGUCUGGAUGGAGACGACAGCCCAGAUCUCUUGAAGCGUCAUGUAAUGAGGGAACUCAUAGACACAGAAAGAAUCUACGUGGAAGAGCUGCUGUCAGUGCUGCUGGGUUACAGGGCUGAAAUGGACAACCCAGCUCUAUCGGGGCUUCUGCCCCCAAUACUUCGCAGCAAGAAAGACAUUCUUUUCGGAAACAUGCCUGAGAUCUACAAUUUUCACAGCAGGGUUUUCCUCCAGGACCUUGAAGGAUGCCUGGACACUCCUGAAAGUGUGGGAGCAUGUUUUCUGGAGCGGAAAGAAAGUUUCCAAAUGUAUGAAUGCUACUGUCAGAAUAAGCCACGCUCCGAGGCUCUGUGGAGACAGUUCUCAGACUGUGGCUUCUUUCAGGAGUGUCAAAAGAAGCUGGAGCACAAACUUGGCCUGGAUUCCUACCUGUUAAAGCCCAUCCAACGCCUCACCAAAUACCAGCUGCUGCUCAAGGAGCUGAUUAAAUGCAGUACAGACUGUGAGGGCGCCUCUGAACUGCAGGGGGCACUAACAGCCAUGCUGGACCUGCUCAAAUCCGUUAAUGACUCCAUGCACCAGAUAGCCAUCACAGGAUAUGAGGGUGACAUUUGUGAGCUGGGCCGUGUGCUGAUGCAGGGUUCUUUCAGCGUGUGGCUCAGCCAUAAGAAAGGUCCCACGCGCAUGAAGGAGUUGGCGCGCUUCAAGCCGAUGCAGAGGCACCUGUUCUUGUACGAGAGAGCGCUGCUCCUGUGCAAGCGGAGGGAGGAGCAUGGAGACGGCAGCGACAAGACUCCCUCAUACAGCUUCAAGCACUGUCUCAAGAUGACUGCUGUGGGGAUCACAGAGAACGUCAAGGGAGAUGUGAAGAAGUUCGAGAUCUGGUAUAGUGGCAGGGAGGAGGUGUAUGUGGUGCAGGCUCCUACGGUGGAGGUGAAGAUGGCCUGGCUGAACGAGCUCCGUAGAAUCCUGACUAACCAGCAGAAGUUGCUUAGAGAUGAAGCAUAUCAACACGGCCAAAUGGUUGAACACAUGCAGCUCUCUCCGCCGCUCUCUGAGAGCAAGCAGCAGAGGGUGUCAGUGAGCUCAGAGGACACGGAGUCGGGGAGGAGCAGUCCAGACCCCCAGCCACACUCCCCUAAACACCAGCACAACCGUAGGAGUUGGCCCGGAGCACACCACUCGGUAGACAUCUGCGAGGGUCUGGAGGAGUGGCCUGGAGGUCGGGACGCCUUCCACCCAUCUGACACGGAGGAGGAGCUUUUGGUGCAACUGUCACCAGGCAAAUACAUGGCUUUGGCUGACUGUCCCAAAAACGGACCAGAGAGUAUCACCAUCAAAUGUGGAGAUGUGAUCCAGUUACAAUAUGAAGACAGCAGGGGGCGCUGGCUUGUGAAAAAUCUCAGUCGGCGACAGGAGGGCUUCAUAUCAGCUGGCAGCCUGCAGCUGGUUAUAGGAGACAGCAGCCAGCAACACUCGUCCAGACUAGCGGACCCAGGGAACCUGAAGGUGAGAAAGCUCAGCUCUCCGUAGAGAAGAAAGCACAGAAUGCGAAUCUAAAAUGUACCUGUGGUUGAUGAACAAACAGAAGGAACAGACUGAGCCAUAGCUGUCUCAUGACUGAUGCACUAUCCGCCACCCACUCUUCACUCCCCGGUGCAGCCUGCUUUCCUCAGCACAGCUCAAUCAUUAAAGAGAAGAAUGUGGGAGUCAACGGAGCUGAUGUUCUUCCAUGGCUUUGACACUGAUGAUCUCCUGAACCAGUGAAGGUGUGCGGUGGCACCAGCACAACAGCAAAAGGAGCCCCCCCCCCCCUUGGACAAUCAACAGCAUACCCCUGGAUCCUCUUUAGUCUUCCUCUUUUAUCGAUCGGUGAUUAGCGUCUAGUCCCUCUGGCGCUCCAUCCGCAACACCUGCAGUCAGGAUCUGUGGAUCAAUCUGUGGACUCUUCAUUCCAGAUAAUACUUGAGGUUACAGUAUCCCUGAGUGCUUGUUUGUGUGUUCUUGUUUGUCUCGGCGUGUGCUGGAGGGAUGCCAACCAGGAUUUGCCUGAAACAUUUCUUAAAAACAGAGACUGUUGUACAUACACAUGGUAUCUUUUUUAAAAAUCCACUGUAUCUCGGUGUUUCAUCUUUGUGUAGUUGGUUGACACGUUCCAUUGUUCGUUCUUUAAGGCACGCUCUUGUACAGUCUGGGAGUUAAAAUGCCAAAAUGUGCCAUGCCAUAAUGCCUUUUUUCUUUCUUUCAGAGUCUUUUGCAUAGACUGUUUGCGAAAAUCAAAUGCUCUGUCCUUGCUUUAAACUGACCUCACAAAUAUUCAAAAGGCACUUUAAUGAGGUGGAAGGACAAGUGAAACUAAAAAAGCCACCUACUGUCUACUGAAUGCAUUCUUCGCCUGCUUCUUUACCUCUUACUGUGUACUUCAACUUAUCCUUAGCUACCUUUCCUUCAUUUGUUCUUGAAUGUAUGAUGUGUGUUAGCGAGGCGGGGGAGACAUGUUCCCCCUCCCUGAACAGAGGCAGCAGUUCAUGCGUCGAUGGCGGCGACAUUUGACACCGUCAGACGCGAUGGAGAUUGAUGGCAGUGUAUUCCUCUGUGUGUGCCACAGUCAAACGGGAGACACGUGCCGCAGAGCGUGAAAUACUGUCAUUUUCCUCAGGAUCUUUUGGUAGCUGACUGUCAGUCACAGCACAGACGAGCGUGAGUGAGGCGGCGGGGAAGAUUCUGCUGUGCGCUCCUUCAUCACAGAGCCAGUAGCGUCCACAGCAUUACAACUCAGUUAAGCUUGGGUUUCCCAUUAAAAGGGAUCUUACAGCCAACAUGAAAUGUACCCUCUGUGUCUAACACUUAAUUAAAUAUUGAUUGCAGACUUAUAUGAAUUUACCACAUCAGAUCGAGGCCCCAGUAGGAAGCCUGCCUUUGAUACGCUACGUUUGAUAUGGAAAUGAGUAUAGAAAGCAGCAGGGGCUACUGCGCACUACACACUUCCUAUGUUGUUAAUUUAUUUAUUUUGCUGUCAUGUUGUUCCUUCAUAUUGUGAGGUAUUAGUCUAGUUCCAAAUGAAAAUUACGUCUCCAUAUAUUUACAUGAGCCGUGCUUGACUCAACAACACCCCGUUUUAAUUUCCCUUUUUAGCUUAUACAAGAAAAUCAGAGGGUUCCUUUGUCAUUUCAAUCCAAAAUGCUGCAGAAUUUGCACAGAUUUUCCAAAUUGGAAAACAAAAACGACUGCUUGAAAUAUUAUGUAUCCAGAUGAGCCAAGUAGCCUACGCUUGUUGCUGAACUUUUGUUUCAUUGAAAAUGCAUGGCAACUGAACAACGGGCAGGUUUCUGCUAUUAGAUGGUCACUGCUCUGCAACAGGCUUCUUUUUGUAAAGCUUUGGCUCUGCAAAAAUAAUCAAAUGAAAACACGGUAUUUAUUGCAAUAUUUUUUUUCUUCUUCUUUUUUUAAAAAAAAAAUCUAAAUAAUUGAAGAACUGUUGUUCUAACUUGGUGAUAAGUUUGACUGAAAGCUAAAGCUUUUUCAUACAUCCUGAUUUAAUCAAUAAUUUCUGCAAUUUUGUUAUGAUGAAGGCUGGCUUAUAAAAUAAAAUUAAAUUUGUGCAA
Messenger RNA from Mugil cephalus (flathead mullet), 5867 nucleotides. RefSeq names its product MCF.2 cell line derived transforming sequence a (gene mcf2a). Gene Ontology annotation, biological process: dendrite development; intracellular signal transduction. Gene Ontology annotation, molecular function: guanyl-nucleotide exchange factor activity; protein binding. The transcript is spliced from 30 exons. The record is from RefSeq and is a predicted model, not a curated record. Bases 448 to 3795 code for a protein of 1115 amino acids. NCBI's taxonomy places the organism in Eukaryota, Metazoa, Chordata, Actinopteri, Mugiliformes, Mugilidae. Gene Ontology annotation, cellular component: cytoplasm.